Molecule: messenger RNA, 588 nt
Organism: Hyaloscypha bicolor E
Lineage: Eukaryota; Fungi; Ascomycota; Leotiomycetes; Helotiales; Hyaloscyphaceae
Exons: 2
Coding region: 1-588 (195 amino acids)
Source: RefSeq, a predicted model, not a curated record
AUGAACAAAAACCAGCACAUCCAAGCGCUGAAGGCCGAAAAAAUCAAACGGCAAUUGGAGGAGUUGAAAGGACAACCCAGGGACAAUGAUACUUUGCGCCUUUGGUUCGAAAAUGGCCGCGAAGACUUGGGCCUCGCCUUGGACGAAUUCGAGUUCCCUGAACAUCCGUGUCUGCUGGUGAGGUAUAUGCACGACUUCUGGAAGAUAUUUUUCGCGGGAGAUCAAUGCGUGAAGAAUUUCGAGGUUAGGAUGGUCAUGGCAGAGGGCGAUUUCAAGGAAGAAUGGGAGAGCAAAUAUCCCACGACGUGGGGAGAAACCCUCGUCCACCGAAGCCGAAACGGCUAUAUCAGAGUCGAAAUAAAUAUUUUCGAAGCUGUACAAAGGGCAGACCAUCAAGAACAAUUGGAGCAAUACCUUUCUGUGCUUUUGCACGAAAUGUUACACGGGUUUCUGGAUUUCGAACCUUGCCCAUGCGCGGAGUGCGCAAAGGGUCCCUCCUUUCUCGGAGGCAAUGGAGCAAUUCUGCGAAGAGGUGUUGGACUUACCCCUGGACCUCCAUCGGCACCAGUCAAUGGCAUACGAGCUUAG